Haemonchus placei is the source of this 1932-nucleotide messenger RNA. Lineage: Eukaryota; Metazoa; Nematoda; Chromadorea; Rhabditida; Trichostrongylidae. The record is from the annotation of a GenBank genome assembly.
GGUGCUGAGGUCGAUGCGAGAUCGCAUGAUGACGCUACGCCUUUGCAUUGUGCAGCAAUCGGAGGACAUCAACUGGUCGCCAAGCACCUCCUAAAAUCCAAUGCUGACGUGAAUGCGAGAAUGAAGGGUGAGAUGACGCCACUUCAUUUGGCUGCUUUCAACGCAUCUCAAGCCGUUGUCCAGACGUUGGUUGAAAUGGGUGCUGAUUUGGAAGCAAGAGACUCGUCAUCUCGUACGCCUCUCCAUCUGGCUGCAGGCAGUAUUUCGGAUAACGGUGCGUUUACGGUUGAGUACUUGGUGCAAAACAAAGCGGAGGUGAAUGUUUCGGAUAAGCUCGGCUUCACUCCACUACACAUGGCUGCUUCGAAGGGAUUAGAUCAACUGGUUGAAAUCCUCGUAGAUGCUGGAGCAGACGUGGACAAGCCAGACAUUCGAGGUCGUAACGCAUUGCAUCUAGCAGUUUUGACUCAUUCGGAAAAUACCGUGCGAAAGCUGUGUAAUGUUGGUUCGAAAGCGGUCUAUCGGCAAGAUUUCAAUGGCUAUUAUCCAUUACAUUACGCUGCUUAUAUUGGAUCUGAACAGAUGUGCCUAGACUUAUUCGAAUGUAUGAAGGAUAUGACCGAAAUGCCCACAUCGGGUCUUCCUCGGGAUAUCACACCGUUUCAUCUUGCAGCUGUGAAUAAUAAGGCCAAACCCCUUGUUCGCCUCGCAAAGGAGAUAAAGAAGCGGACAGAUAAAGCCGCAAAGAAACGUUUAUCUCUGGACCGACCGCUAUUUGCUUAUACGGAUGUGAAAAAUCGAAUACCAUUGCAUUACGCGAUGAAGUAUGGACAUCUCGAUCCAACAACUACAUUGCUUAGCCAACAGGGUGCUGAGCUUUGCCUGACUUGGCGGGAUAAAGAAGAGAUGACGCCGCUCCAUUUUGCUGCAGCAAACGGAAAGAAUGCAUGUAUUGACUGGGUGCUGCGAAAGUUCAACAAAAUAAGUGUGAAUAGAAAGGAUGCAAAGGGGAGAUCAUGUGGCAUGUUAUCUCUGACGUCAUUAUCGGGACCGUUCUGGCCGCUGAUCCGGAAGAGCAAUUUGGAGCGUUGUGACAACAUGGGUCGGGGCUAUCUUCAUAGAGCAGUUUAUUCCCGCAAUAAAGAACUACUUAUAAGGGUACUAGAGAGAUGUAAUCCAAAUGUUCGAGAUGUCAAUGGUGUUACGCCACUACAUGUCGCGGCUGCAGUUGGUGAAAAUGAGGCGGCAGUAAUGCUUAUCCAAUGUGGAGCGAACAGACUGGCAACGGAUAAUCGUGGUUUUACACCGAUUGAUUGGGCGGCAGCCUAUAACAAACUUUCUGUACUCGAAACACUGCUAGAGAGACCAAUCUCUCGACGCUCGAGUCCCGAUUCAGCCCUUGGAAGCGGAUACUCACGAUCGCCAUCAUCUACUGAUGCGAAAUCAGAGAGCGCAUCGACGGUAGCAGAGAAGCUAGAAAAUGAGUUGCCGACGUAUGGACGAGCUGGUCUACUGUUCGCUGCAUAUUUUGGCUACCUAUCUUGUUUAAUAUAUUUGUUGGAGAGAGAACCGAAGUUGGUCUCCUCACGUGAUCCACGUGGAAGAACUGCAUUACAUUUGGCGUCAUGGAGGGGCCAUUACCAAUGUGUAGAAUAUUUGAUGGAGAAAGGGGUGGAACUGGAAGCGGCUGACGAUGAGGGUGCAACAGCUCUUAUGUAUGCAGUAAAGGAAGCGAACUCGGUGCACAUUGUUGAGUACCUUUUGAACAGUGGAGCAGAUGUAUCAAGGAAGGAUUGCAAUAACAAUACAGCGUUGCAUCAUUGCUGUUUGAGUAAAAACGAAGAUUGCGGCAAGGUGCUGGCGAAUCAUUUGGCCAAGUCUGAUCCGAAACGGGAAAUUUGUAAUGCUACCAACAAUAAUGGCGAAACGUGA